Molecule: messenger RNA, 1809 nt
Organism: Musa acuminata AAA Group (dessert banana)
Lineage: Eukaryota; Viridiplantae; Streptophyta; Magnoliopsida; Zingiberales; Musaceae
Product: F-box/LRR-repeat protein At3g48880-like
Exons: 5
Coding region: 366-1349 (327 amino acids)
Molecular function (GO): protein binding
Source: RefSeq, a predicted model, not a curated record
AAUGGAGCGGAAGGUAAAGUAACGAUCCCUCGUUUCAACUCCUUCUCGCUCUCGCUCGUCUCAUCUCAUCUCCCUUCUCCGAUCGUCAACUCCUCCCCAUUCAUUCUCCCGCCGCCGGUGAUCCCCUCCCCGCCGCGAAAGAUUUUUUGGCUUUCGAGGUGAAAUCUUCCGAAAUAAGGUAGGGAAGAUAAUUGGGUGAGGAUAGAAGAAGCAAUCAUUGACCAAUAAACGCAAAAACAACAGUUGAGGUGGUGGAAAGAGCUUAGUAAAUAGAUCAAGGAGGAAUUCUGGUGACCUUCUUUCAGCUCUUAUCAAGAAAACAUCUCCAGGACCAUCUCCUUUAGCUGCCAACCUGAUGAUUGUGAAUGACAGAGCUCUUUGACUCAGCGAGGAUGGCAGACACUAAAUACGUAGGUAGAAGAUGGGAGGACAUGGAUACUGAUGUCCUGGUGAAGAUAUUUAAGGAGUUAAACAUGAUCCAACUGGCUCCAGUUUCCCGGGUUUGUCGUUCGUGGCGCAUGGCUUGUUCAGAUCCAUUUAUUUGGAACACCCUUGACCUGGGUCACCUGCAGUCCAACUUUAUCCAGACAACAGCACCGCCAUAUAUAUGGGUGGAUGAAAGGUCUGAUAGGAGGUUGACUCGAAUAUUGAGGAUGGCUAUGGCUCUUAGUUUUGGAAAUGUCACGUACAUGAUCUUUCAUUUUAAUCUAUACAUGAAAGAUGAUCAUCUUAGUUACAUAUCAGAAAGGUCUCCUUAUCUUAGAAGACUAGUUAUGCCGGCUUGGAACCGCAUCACAAAUGUUGGGAUAUGCCAAGCCAUCCGGAGAUGGGAGAAUCUGGAAUCACUUACAAUGCCUGGUAUUCCCCAUCCUCCAUACAUAAUGGAAGAAAUAAGUAGAAGCUGCAAAAAUUUCUCACAGCUUAAGGUUAUGGGUACAUUUGAUGUGAACUUUGCAUUUGCUAUCACGGUGAACCUUCCAAAGUUAAAAGUAUUAAGCCUGCGAUGCUCUAUAAUCACAAAGCAAGCCUUGCUGCUUAUCUUGGACUCCAUGGAUAGUCUGGAGGUGCUCAAUAUAUCUCACUGCCUUUUGCUUGAAACCCUUCGGAGACCGGUUCACUCAGAACUAGACCAAGCCAUCCUUAACAAGGGUUCACGGAUACGCGAAUUCUUCCAUUGCCAGAGCAACUCAUGCACUACAUGCAAGAGGAUGAUCGAAGAUGAAGGUCUGAUGCGGUGGUACCGGUACGAGGAUUGGUUCUGGCGCCACGAUGAGGUUAGCUCUCUUGAUCUCGGGGACUACGGAAAGUUGUUCGAUGAAAACUGUGUGAACAGAUUGACUGCUUCAUAGUGACAGUAUUUUUGAAGAAUACACAUGCUUAUUUAUCGGAAGAUUUUCAGAUAUGUGCAUUAUUGUUUUAACAAAACAAUAAUGGAUUGGCAGACAAUCAAUUACAGUGUUCUGCAUCUCUGUCUUUAAAGAAUGCUAUGAUGAACAGAGAGACUUCAUCAGCUGUUACAUCAAAAUAAUGAAAUCAGAAGGCCUAGUAUCAGAGAAAAGUCUGCCUAGGUACUUGUUCUGUUGUAUAAAAACUAGUUCCAAUGAAUGCCUGUUGCUAAAUGUAUAGAACUGCAUUGGAGUUUGCAGUCCAAGCUUUAGAUGAGAUAGAUAGAAGAAUACACUGUAAAGUGUUCUUGAUGUUUAAGAUGCAUCAUCACUUGAAGGAUUCACUGCCCAAAUGCAAGGGUGAUUCUACAAGUUGUGUAAAAGUAGUACAAAGUGUGGGCCGUAUGCAUUAUUUGCUGGUAAA